UGAAUGAAGAAGAAAAACUGCUGCCAUAGCCAUACCGAUUCAAGCUACUGGAAAAUUGGACCCAAAUUCCUACUCAGUUACGGCUUCUUUGCGGGUAAAUCGGAGGUUUCCCCGCGCGCUUGUGUGUCCCAACCCCAGCAAUCGUCUUCGUCUUCGUCUUUCUUGUAAUCCUCACACAUCACACAUUCCAACCCUGUCCCAGCCCCCAAACCAACACACCCAGUUUGUGAUUUGGUGUUCCGGUUUUAAUCGCCCGAUACAGAUCCGAAAUCCUUCAAGUGUAAUUGUCAGGGACUGAAGAAACUGUAUUUGAGACGACCACACUUGUAGCAAAAUCUCUUUGUUGCUUCUUUACAAUAUAUGUAAAUUGAUUGAUGCUUUCUAGCUCGGGAAACAUGCACAGAGUGCGUUGGACAAUAUCUCAACUUUGUAGGAAGCUCCAUACUAAGUCCCAUGAUGGUCCAAGUGAUACCUUGAAGAGGAAGGUUUCUGAGCUAGAAAAGAAGAAGAGGCGAAAAAAUCCCAAGAAAAACCAACUAUUUGUAGAUGUUCCCGAAUCAAAAUCUUUCCUUGAUACAGCAACCAUGCCGAUGAUACUCAUUGCUGUUGGAACUGCCAUCUUUGCCAAACUUCUAAUGAUGCAUGGUGAGUCAACAAAGCAGGAAAGGAUUGAACAAAAGAUAAAGAAUGCCCCUCCCGGUCAAGGAACAAUUAGGAUGCUCAGUCGGGAGGAGUGGGAUGCAAUCCAAGAACUGCGGCCAAGAACCCCCUUUGAAUCUAAGCUUGCUCGUCCAAAUGCAAGAAUAAGGACGGGUGAACCAUUGCACAUGGAAGAUGUAAAGGAUUGGACUCUAGACGUGUUCACAGAUGCCCUCACACGGGCCGAAGAAACUGCCAAGCGCAGAACCUAUUAAAUGCAGAUUGCAUAACAUAAAGCUGCAGCCUGCCUCGCUAAUAGCUGAUGAGGAAAUGGCCUGCACACAAUUCCAAGUACAAACUGGACUGCUCAAUCGGCAUUUACAAGUUCCUUAGCAUUCCAAUUCAUCAUCAUAUUGCCCGUAAACAGAAUAACUUAGAUUGCCCAGCAUUCAGCGGAGUAUCGAUCAUACUUCUCACGGAUUCACUACUUUGGCGCGAUGGGAGUGUGCUCCAAAUAUCUCAGCAGGGGGAUCAGCAAAUUUGUUAAUUCUUGAUCCAAUUUCUUCUUGGAUUGACUUCUGUUGCUACUCAACAUUUCAUCCAUUGCAUCCUAAAUGUUUGAAAAUCAAGAGUGGCCCAUUUUGUAUUAUUUUUACUACAUUUGUCAUUCUGGAAGAAGAGUAGAAAGUAGUAUCUUCUAGACGAGAAUUUAUGGCAACUUUAUUAAUUGUUGAUCCAAUUAAAGUCGUAUGGAGUUGUGUGCCCU
Messenger RNA from Andrographis paniculata, 1405 nucleotides. RefSeq lists its product as uncharacterized. The record is from RefSeq and is a predicted model, not a curated record. The transcript is spliced from 5 exons. Lineage: Eukaryota; Viridiplantae; Streptophyta; Magnoliopsida; Lamiales; Acanthaceae. The coding region runs from base 375 to 914 and encodes 179 amino acids.